Gryllus bimaculatus (two-spotted cricket) is the source of this 1975-nucleotide messenger RNA. NCBI's taxonomy places the organism in Eukaryota, Metazoa, Arthropoda, Insecta, Orthoptera, Gryllidae. The record is from the annotation of a GenBank genome assembly.
AUGAAAGGUAGACAGGCAUUAGUAAAAAAGAAAAGGCUGAUAAUAUUCUCUGACUCUGUUCAGAAAGCUGACCAUAGAGGUAUUAGGAUCAUGGCCAGUUCUUUUUUAGAUCUUGAAAGAAAUGAUGCAGAUAAUGCACAAUUUCUUACAAAUGAAAAUGACAUGACCGAAAAAAAUUUAAAUACACCUCGUGGUCAUAUCGCGCUUAAUGUGAAUGCUGAAGAAUUGACUGGAAAUGUUUUGUUAGCUGCAGGAGAUGGAAAUAGAAACAUAACCAAGAAUAUGUCAGGGAACACUUCACAAGAUUUCAUAACCAAUGAAGUUGAUAAAACUUCCCAAAUGCUUAAUACUAGUGGAAAGAGAAAACGUGAGCAGAGUCCAGACACCUAUGAAAAAGAGCCGAUUGAAGGGGUUGAAGAUAGUGAAGGAUCUUGUCCAGAAUCAGAUGAAGAUAAUUCUGAAGUAGUUGUUGCAUCACCACAACCGUCAUCAGCUAUUACCAAAGCAAAUUCUACUGAAAAAAUAUCAAGAAAUAUUGAUGAUGAACUUCCAGACACUGUAACUUUGUUGAAAACUCCAGAAGGAGCAAAAGUUUAUGUAGUUGGUACUGCUCAUUUUAGCAUUGAGAGUCAAGAGGAUGUUGCCAAAAUCAUUCAAGCUGUCCAACCUCAUAUUGUAUUAGUUGAACUAUGUAAAGCCCGUGUUAAUAUUUUGCAACUGGAUGAAAAAACAAUUUUGGAAGAAGCCAAAAAUAUAAAUUUUGAGAAAAUCCAUUCCACUAUUAAGCAAAAUGGUUUAAUUCAUGGCUUAAUGUACAUCCUCCUCCUGAGCAUGUCUGCUCAUAUUACUAAACAAUUAGGUAUGGCUCCAGGAGGUGAAUUUCGACGAGCUUUUGCAGAGGCUAAACAGUUUCCUCAUUGUAUUGUGCAUUUAGGAGAUCGCCCCGUACAUAUAACUCUUCAACGAGCACUUUCUUCUAUCAAAGAGGAAGUUGAACGCUGUAAACGCCGUGACCUCUUAGAAGAAAUGCUAGCUGAAAUGACUGGAGAAUUUCCUGAUUUGUCAACUGUGUUUGUCAAGGAACGUGAUAUUUAUUUGACCCAUUCCUUGCAGGUAGCUGCUUCCAUACCAGUGUCGUGCCCUACUGGCGUGCAACCUCCUAGAGUUGUUGGUGUGGUGGGUAUCGGGCAUGUUCCCGGAAUUGUUCAGCGAUGGGGUAAAGUGCACCAAGAGGAUAUACCGCCCUUGUUGUACAUUCCUCCCCCCACUCUGACAAGUCGCAUUGUACGAAUAGGUGCAAAGCUUUCUGUGGUUGGACUUGUACUAUGGGGUUGCUCUCGCAUCUUGCCUAUUUCUAAAGUUUACCCUAAACUUUCAGAAUUGAAAACUGUCGUCCAGAAUGUCUUCCAGAUUAAAUUUAAUUAUUAAUGUCUGGUUUAUCUGUGGAAAAUGAAUUAAGUUAUUAAAUUCAAUGAAAUGAUUUUACUUUGACUUACAAGAAAUUUUAAGAAAUAUAUUGAGGUGACUCUAAAAUGUCAUGCUGAUGUGCAUGAUCUCUGUUGGACUGGUGUUCCCCCUCUUUCUGUAUCCGUUUUGGUUUACAAGAUCUUUCAUUGUUCUUAUUGUCAUAUAUUAAUACUGAUAUGUAAGAUUAUUAUAAAUUUCAAGGUAUGAGCCUGUGAUGUCUCAAAAUAUUGAAAACUACAUAAAAUAUUUUUAUGUAGUGCAAAGGUAUUUAUUAUUGUUACUUGUAAAAAUUAAUGGAGGAUGUCCUAAAAAGGAGUUUUGUUUUUCUGAGUACUUUAAUGGCUGUGGUAUGUCAGGGUUGAUAUGUGAAGCAUACCUGUUGUGAAAAUACAUUUUUAAAAGUGUGGUUGUAUAUUGAAUUUGAAAAUAUAUUUUGCAACAGUUGUUUGUGUUGGAAAUGGAAAUGAAUAAAAAUUCCUUGAAUUUCAAGGAAAUAUUGUUAACGGUA